This is a messenger RNA of Phaedon cochleariae (mustard beetle), 399 nucleotides long. The record is from the annotation of a GenBank genome assembly. Lineage: Eukaryota; Metazoa; Arthropoda; Insecta; Coleoptera; Chrysomelidae.
AACAUGACUACAACACAAUAUUCGUUGGCAGAUGUAAAAAAACACAAUGACAAGAACAGUACUUGGUUAGUCAUUAAUAAUCAUGUAUAUGAUGUGACUUCCUAUUUGCUGGAGCAUCCUGGGGGAGAAGAGGUACUUCUAGAACAUGCAGGGCAAGAGUGUACAGAGGAUUUUGAAGAUGUUGGUCAUUCAAGUGAUGCCAGGGAGCUGAUGCAGAAAUACAGGAUUGGUGAAUUGAUUGAAUCUGAACAUACCACUUAUGUUGAGAAAAAGAAAAACUUGCCCACCUACAAUGUAGACGAUUUUACAUCACAAAGGUAUGGGAAGUAUUGGUUGAUACCUAUUUCUGUAGGAAUUGUAGCAGUCAUUUUAUACCACUCCUAUUCACGUCUUAGGUAA